AUGAAGAAGAACAAGAACAAGAACAAGAAGAAAAGGAGUAGCAAGAGAAGAAGGAGAAAGAAGAGGAUGAGGAUGAGAAGCAAGAGGAUAAACUGGGGAAGGAGGAAGAGAUGCAAAAGAAGAACUAGAAGACGAGGAAGAAGAAGAAAGAGGGAGGAGAAGGAAAAAAAAGGAGAAAAAGAAGGAGAAAGAGGAAAAUUGACAAGCAAAAGGAGGGAGGCGGGAAAGUGGCGGGAAGGAGAGACGAGGAAGAGGAAAAGGAGGAGAAGAUUGAAGAAGCAGGAGGAAGAGUGGCAAGAGGAGAAAGAGAAGGAGAAAGAGGAGAAGCAAGAGGAAAAUAAGAAAGCACAGAGAACGUGGAGAGAAGGAGAAAAAGGAAAAUCGGCCGGAAAAAGAAGGGAGGAAAAACAAUUGGAAGGAGAAAUGAGAAAAAAAGGUGAGGAUGAGGAUGACAAGGAGGAGGAGGAGAUGGAGGAAGAGUGGCAAGAAGAGGAGAGGGAGAAAGAGGCGAAGCAAGAGGAAAAGUAG
Molecule: messenger RNA, 528 nt
Organism: Ilex paraguariensis (yerba mate)
Lineage: Eukaryota; Viridiplantae; Streptophyta; Magnoliopsida; Aquifoliales; Aquifoliaceae
Source: the annotation of a GenBank genome assembly